Messenger RNA from Pelobates fuscus (common spadefoot toad), 2348 nucleotides. It is a transcript of the gene SGSH, whose product is annotated as N-sulfoglucosamine sulfohydrolase. The coding region runs from base 30 to 1535 and encodes 501 amino acids. The transcript is spliced from 8 exons. NCBI's taxonomy places the organism in Eukaryota, Metazoa, Chordata, Amphibia, Anura, Pelobatidae. Gene Ontology annotation, molecular function: glycosaminoglycan binding; N-sulfoglucosamine sulfohydrolase activity; N-acetylglucosamine-6-sulfatase activity. The record is from RefSeq and is a predicted model, not a curated record. Gene Ontology annotation, biological process: heparan sulfate proteoglycan catabolic process; glycosaminoglycan catabolic process.
UACCGGAAGUAUUGCUGGGUGAAGCAGCCAUGGGAUCCCCAGCCUGGUACUGGCUGCUGUCUGCCCUCUGUGCCCCCAGUGUGCAGAGCCAGGCCAGGAAUGUGCUGCUUAUUAUAGGUGACGAUGCUGGCUUUGAGACUGACGUCUAUAAUAACACUGCCAUUAACACCCCCCACCUGCGACAGCUGGCUCAGAAAAGCCUGAUCUUCAAAAACGCCUUCACCUCUGUCAGCAGCUGCUCUCCCAGCCGGUCUGCAAUACUGACCGGCCUGCCACAGCAUCAAAAUGGCAUGUACGGCCUGCACCAGGAUAUGCACCACUUUAACUCGUUUGAUGACGUGAGGAGUUUACCCGGGCUGCUCAGACAGGCUGGCAUCCGCACAGGAAUUAUUGGGAAGAAACACGUGGGUCCAGAAUCAGUUUAUCCGUUCGACUUCGCGUACACGGAGGAGAACAGUUCGGUCCUACAGGUUGGGCGAAACAUCACGCGGAUCAAGUUGUUGGUCCGGAAAUUUCUGAAUAGCAAAGACCAAAGGCCUUUCUUCCUAUACGUUGCAUUUCACGACCCUCAUCGAUGUGGACACUCCCAGCCUCAGUACGGCGCCUUCUGCGAGAAGUUUGGAAAUGGAGAUGUUGGUAUGGGACGGAUCCCAGACUGGACCCCACAGUACUAUACCCCCGAACAAGUUCAGCUUCCUUAUUUUAUCCCCGACACACCCAGUGCCCGAGCAGAUGUGGCCGCGCAAUACACCACAAUUGGCCGAAUGGACCAAGGAAUAGGUCUGAUCCUUUCUGAGCUGCGCAGUGCAGGACACGAGAACGACACACUAGUGAUUUUCAGCUCUGACAAUGGAAUUCCGUUCCCAAAUGGACGCACCAACCUCUACUGGUCGGGCAGGGCGGAACCACUCCUGGUGUCCUCACCCACCCAGCCGAAACGCUGGGGACAAGUCAGCCAGUCAUUUGCCAGUUUGCUCGAUAUCACUCCCACUGUCCUGGAUUGGUUCUCCGUGCCGUAUCCUGACUAUAAGGUAUUUGGGAAGAGUGUUGAGCUCACUGGGAAAUCCCUUCUUCCAGCUCUGGAAUCGGAGCAACCUUGGGCGACUGUCUUUGGAAGCCAAUCCCACCACGAGGUCACAAUGUAUUACCCAAUGAGGUCAGUCCAGCAUAUGCAGUAUCUCCUCAUACACAACCUCAACUACAAGAUGCCUUUUCCCAUCGACCAAGAUUUUUACGUCUCUCCAACCUUUCAAGAUCUGCUUAAUAGAACUGUUUCUGGCCAGCCAACUAACUGGUUCAAGACCCUUCACAGCUACUAUUAUCGUGACCGCUGGGAGCUUUACGACCGAUCAGGAGACACGGCAGAGAUAAAGAAUGUGGCUGGAGAGGUCAUGUACCAGGGAAUUUUAAAUUCCAUGAAGGACUUACUGCAGAAGUGGCAGUGGGAGACCUCAGAUCCUUGGGUGUGUUCUCCUGAUGGAGUUUUGGAGGAGAAGUUAGAUCCAGAAUGCCGUCCUCUUCAUAAUGACUUGUAAUGAUUACUGGGUUAAAAUAGACAUAGAAGUCGUUUUAACACCAGGUCAUGCUCUACUGUAAUGCUAGUUAAUAGAGAAUGUGAGUAAAAAAGGAUCAGCUGGUGUGAUCCUCGCAUGGACCUUUAAAUUAAAAACGAGAGCAAAUGUCCAAUGCUAGGCAUCAGCCCAAGGUUCUACCUUGGGAUCUUUCUCUGGAAUGUCUGGGUUUUCUUUUGACUAAAUGUAUGAAGACCAGUUCUGUGGCUGCUAAAAGGUAGGGGUGGCUGGUGGUUAAAUAAGCCCGUCAUGCAGUAUUACAACCCCAAUGUGCAUGUCCACUCCAGAAGCAUGGGGCAGAAGCCUUAAUACUCCUAUGCACUAAAUACUGAAUGUUACCAGAAAGCCUGCUUAUUUUUUUGCACUUUAUUUCAAGAACUGUGCCUUUUAAAAACCAAGAGUGCGGUUAGUACAUGGAGUAUUCAUUUAAUCCCACAUUGUCAUGGUGUCUGCUGGGUUUCUGGUGCCAUCGUCGGGUAACUGGUAACUCGGCCUUUUCAUCUCCCCAACAUCCAUUUUUGAGAAGCAUGUGUUGUAUUUAGUUUCGGGUGCCAUUUUUGCAGGUUUUAUAUUGAAUUCUUUUUUUUUUAACCUAAUUUACCAAAGUGAACCAUUUAUUUAAGUGCCGUUUAUUGACUGUGUCUGUGAUGCACAAAUUGUAUCGUUCUACAUUUUCACGUUUGCUCAGUAUAAAAUGCGAUUGCCAUAAUACCUACAGGAAACUCUUACUGUAGGAUUAGCUGUGAUCAUCGUGCCUUUUAUCAGUUUCGAUAAAAA